AAAACUUUUCAGAUGAGAUUAUGCAUAUUGAUGUCACUGUCGGCUUCUCUGUCUUACUGCAUAUUUAUCGAUAAAGACUACAAUGUGGCGAUGGAGGAUGAGACGUCGGAAACAAGCCUUCUUACUACGACAUCUCGAAAAGGUUACCGUAAUUGCACCAGAGACACCGCGAUCAUCGACAAACUUCUGAACGGAACUGGCUACAGCAAAUUUCGCAUACCUAGAGACGAUGGAGUGAAAGUAUCAGUAGAAUUCUGGAUUCAAGCCAUUACCUCCAUCAAUGAAAUCACCAACGAUUUUGAGAUGGAUAUCUACAUUAACGAAAUGUGGAUGGAUCCGUCGUUGAACUUUGAAAAUCUAAAUCCUUGCAAACAAAACCUUUCGCUCAAUCAUCAGGUAUUAGAUCGACUUUGGACACCGAACAGCUGCUUUAUCAACAGCAAAUUUGCGGAAAUCCACGAUUCACCAUUCAAAAACGUCUUUCUCAUGCUGUACCCAAACGGAACGGUCUGGGUGAACUACCGAGUAAAUGUGAAAGGACCGUGUUCGUUAUCGCUCGAGUUGUUUCCACUGGAUAUCCAGGAGUGUUUCCUCAUUUACGAAAGUUUCAAUUACAACAAUCAAGAAGUACAGAUGCGGUGGUCUGAGAAUCCGAACCCUGUAGCUACUAUGUCGCCUAUUGUUCUUCCAGAUUUCGACCUCAUUAAGGUCUCACCAACACUUGUCACUGCUCCAUAUCCAGCUGGAUGGUGGGACGAGUUGCAUGUGCGGCUUACAUUUGAACGCCGAUAUAUUUGGUACUUCAUGCAAGCCUAUCUUCCCACUUAUCUCACUAUUUUUAUUAGUUGGAUAUCGUUUUCGUUGGGACCACGAGCUAUUCCGGCUCGAACAAUGCUCGGUGUCAACGCUCUCUUGGCGAUGAUUUUCCAGUUUGGCAACAUCAUGCGAAACCUACCUAGGGUAUCGUAUAUUAAAGCAAUCGGUGAGAAGUUCUUACCUUUCCUAGUUAAAACCUUAGCGGGCUGCUCUUAA
Messenger RNA from Angiostrongylus costaricensis, 1032 nucleotides. The record is from the annotation of a GenBank genome assembly. NCBI's taxonomy places the organism in Eukaryota, Metazoa, Nematoda, Chromadorea, Rhabditida, Metastrongylidae.